Messenger RNA from Balaenoptera acutorostrata (minke whale), 656 nucleotides. It is a transcript of the gene DNAJC15, whose product is annotated as DnaJ heat shock protein family (Hsp40) member C15. Lineage: Eukaryota; Metazoa; Chordata; Mammalia; Artiodactyla; Balaenopteridae. Gene Ontology annotation, cellular component: PAM complex, Tim23 associated import motor. Gene Ontology annotation, molecular function: ATPase activator activity. Gene Ontology annotation, biological process: protein import into mitochondrial matrix. The coding region runs from base 49 to 498 and encodes 149 amino acids. The transcript is spliced from 6 exons. The record is from RefSeq and is a predicted model, not a curated record.
CCGCCUCGUAGGCAGCGGGGCGUUCCGAGUGCCCGGCGCCGCAUUGCCAUGGCUGCCCGUGGCGGCGUCGCCACCGCCAGCGAGGGCCUGCGCUACGCUGAGGACUCGCCGCCCCCGACCAAGCGGUCGGACACCGACAUUGACCGGAGACUGGCAAGAAGUUUGAUAGCUGUGGGACUGGGUGUUGCAACUCUUGGAUUUGCAGGUCGCUACACAUUUCAAAUCUGGAAACCUCUAGGACAAGUAAUCACAGAAACUGCAAAGAAGAUUUCAACUCCUAGCUUUUCAUCCUACUAUAAAGGAGGAUUUGAACAAAAAAUGAGUAGGCGAGAAGCGAGUCUUAUUUUAGGUGUAAGCCCAUCUGCUGGCAAGGCCAAGAUUAGAGCAGCUCACAGGAGAAUCAUGAUUUUGAAUCACCCAGAUAAAGGUGGAUCUCCUUACUUAGCAACCAAAAUUAAUGAAGCAAAAGACUUGCUAGAAGCAGCCACCAAACAUUGAUUGAUGCUCAAGGACCACUCUGAAGGAGAAAAAGGGGGACCUUAUAAAAAAUGUCCUGCAAGUUAAUCUAAAUCAUGACCUUCAUAAUUUUCAUACAUGUAGUGACCACAAUCAUUUCUUCCACUACUAAGCUAUAUAAUAAUAAAAGAUGAACAAUC